This is a messenger RNA of Anneissia japonica, 1872 nucleotides long. RefSeq lists its product as uncharacterized. Gene Ontology annotation, molecular function: nucleic acid binding. Gene Ontology annotation, biological process: DNA integration. Bases 1 to 1872 code for a protein of 623 amino acids. The transcript has a single exon. NCBI's taxonomy places the organism in Eukaryota, Metazoa, Echinodermata, Crinoidea, Comatulida, Comatulidae. The record is from RefSeq and is a predicted model, not a curated record.
AUGGCCGAUUUGAUAAGUAACCAAACUAAAUUCCUUAAUGCAGCGCGGAAAAGGAACAUAACUUUUAACGAAGAUAAAGGUGUUUUUGCUACAAAACGAUUGAGCCUCCUGGGAUAUGUCAUUGAAGAUGGCAACUUGAGACCAGACCCAGAAAGGCUACGCCCUUUAAAGGAAUUUCCUAUUCCUCAGAACUUAAAGUCACUUCGGCGGUGUUUGGAGUUGUUCGCUUAUUACGCCCAUUGGAUCCCAGAGUACUCACGAAAAGUUAAACCAUUGUCAUCAUCUUCUACCUUUCCUUUGGGAGAGGAGGCUGUGAAAGCAUUCCACGAUCUUAAAUCGGACAUUCAAAACUCGGUUGUAGCAGCAAUUGAUGAAAAUAUUCCUUUUGAAAUUGAGACAGAUGCGUCAGAAACAGUGAUUGCAGCAGCAUUGAAUCAAGCAGGGAGACCAGUCGCAUUCUUUUUUCGUCAGUUGACAGGGCCUGAAAGGAAUCACCCAGCAAUUGAGAAGGAAGCUUUGGCAAUUAUCAAAGCUGUCAGGUAUUGGUCCUACUACUUGACUGGUAGACGGUUUACACUGAAAACUGAUCAGAAAUCAGUUAGCUAUAUUUUUGAUAUGCAACAUAAAGGCAAGAUCAAAAAUGAGAAAAUGAGGCGCUGGAGGAUUGAACUUUCCUGUUUUACAUUUGAGAUUGUGUACCGUCCAGGUAAAGAAAAUGUUCCUCCAGACACAUUGACCAGAGCGUGUUGCUCGGCAAGUAAUGUAACUGACCGCCUUGUCGAACUUCACAAUAUGCUAUGCCAUCCGGGAAUUACUAGGAUGUGGCAUUUUGUGAAAACAAAGAAUCUCGCAUUCAGAGUAGAGGAGGUAAGAAAGGUAACAGCUGCUUGUCAAGUUUGUGCUAAAUUAAAGCCGCGAUUUUAUAAGCCUAAUAACACACCAUUGAUCAAAGCCACCCAGCCAUUUGAGCGUCUCAAUAUAGACUUUAAGGGGCCGUUGCCUAGCACGGAUAGGAAUAUUUACUUCUUAACAGUCGUCGACGAGUUUUCAAGACUCCCAUUUAUAUUUCCUUGCUCUGAUAUGACAUCAUCUACGGUGAUUACCUGUCUCUGUCAGUUGUUUUCUUUAUUUGGAACACCGGCUUAUAUCCACUCAGACAGAGGAACGGCAUUCCUAAGUAAGGAACUUACAGAAUUUCUUGUAAAAAGGGGUGUAGCAUGUAGCAGAACUACUAGUUAUAAUCCUCAGUGUAAUGGGCAAACGGAGAGAUAUAAUGGCAUCAUCUGGAAAACAAUUACAUUAGCUUUGGAAACGCGAGGACUACCAACGAAACGAUGGCAAGAAGUUUUACAUGACGCUUUACACUCUGUCCGUUCAUUAUUAUGUACUGCCACGAAUGAGACGACGCAUGAAAGAUUCUUUACCUUCAACAGAAGAUCAACAUCGGGGUCAUCCAUCCCUUCCUGGCUGUGUUCUCCAGGACCCGUUCUUAUUAAGCGCCAUGUUCGCGCCCACAAAACUGAUCCGCUAGUCGACGAGGUUGAACUAUUACACGCAAAUCCACAAUACGCUCAUGUACGUUUUCAAGAUGGUAGAGAAUCAACAGUAUCACUUCGUCACCUGGCUCCUGUUGGAGUGAUUUCAGAUAAUGAGUUUGGUACAGCGGCUGAGAAUGAUAUUGCGCCACAGAACAAUGACCCACAGAACAAUCAGAUAAAACCCUUAUUAAAUGAUACCUGUAUAUUUAAAGAACCAUCAGAUAAUGCUAACGAUAGCCCUAAGCCAAUGAGUUCUAAGCCUAAUGAAAGUUUAAACGUAACAGACAAAUCGGUAAAAAUUCGACGAUCAUCCAGAAAAAGCAAAACCGCCUGA